Linum tenue is the source of this 1963-nucleotide messenger RNA. Lineage: Eukaryota; Viridiplantae; Streptophyta; Magnoliopsida; Malpighiales; Linaceae. The record is from the annotation of a GenBank genome assembly.
AGUCUAAACCCGUAAACCCAGAGACAAAUUAAUAUUCCCCAAGCAAAUUGCAAGUGCUCUCUCUCUCUCCUCAGAACCAGAAAAUAACCCUAGCUCGCUCAAACUAUUCAUCAGCUACUCCUCAAGGGCCCAUUCUCAUCUCAGUCGCUGCGUGCUUACGGUCUCUGUCUCCUCAUUUCCUCGCUUCUUCGACUUCUCCUUCUCUCGCGCUCAGCACUCCAACUUCUCACUCAGAGGAAAACUUAGGGACAUACAAAAUGUCGCGGAAAGGCUUAAUGGAGCAAGACCUGAGUAAACUGGAUGUAACUACGUUACAUCCGCUCUCUCCAGAAGUGAUAUCCCGUCAGGCCACAAUUAACAUAGGCACUAUUGGUCAUGUGGCACAUGGCAAGUCCACUGUUGUGAAAGCAAUCUCUGGUGUCCAGACUGUACGUUUCAAAAAUGAGUUGGAACGUAAUAUUACGAUUAAGCUUGGGUAUGCAAAUGCAAAAAUAUACAAAUGUGAGGAUGACCGAUGCCCUAGGCCUAUGUGCUACAAGGCCUAUGGAAGUGGUAAGGAAGACAAUCCCUCGUGUGAUGUUCCUGGUUUUGAGAGUGCUAGGAUGAAAUUGCUCCGACAUGUCUCCUUCGUAGAUUGUCCGGGCCAUGAUAUUCUCAUGGCAACAAUGCUUAAUGGUGCAGCUAUCAUGGAUGGAGCAUUGCUUCUGAUAGCUGCAAAUGAAAGCUGCCCUCAACCACAAACCUCUGAGCAUCUUGCUGCUGUUGAAAUCAUGCGUCUGAAGCAUAUUAUUAUUCUCCAGAAUAAAGUUGAUCUUGUCCAGGAAAAUGUAGCUAUCAACCAGCAUGAAUCUAUUCAGAAAUUUAUUCAGGGAACUGUUGCAGAGGGCGCUCCAGUUGUGCCAAUCUCAGCACAGUUGAAGUAUAACAUUGAUGUGGUCUGCGAGUACAUUAUAAAGAAGAUCCCUGUUCCAAAGAGGGACUUCACAUUACCACCCAAUAUGAUCGUUAUCCGAUCCUUUGAUGUCAACAAGCCUGGUUUCGAGGUUGAUGAGAUCAAAGGUGGAGUUGCUGGUGGAAGUAUUCUCACAGGGGUUUUGAAGGUGAACCAAUAUAUUGAGGUCCGUCCGGGAAUCGUGCUUAAGGAUGAGAAUGGCAACAUGAAAUGCACGCCCAUCUAUACUCGGAUAGUCAGUUUGUUCGCUGAGCAGAAUGAAUUACAGUUUGCUGUACCUGGAGGUCUCAUAGGUGUUGGUACAACGAUGGACCCCACUUUGACACGUGCUGACAGGCUGGUGGGACAGGUCCUUGGAGAUAUUGGUUCCCUCCCUGAUGUUUUUGUGGAGCUUGAGGUGAAUUUCUUCCUUCUGAGGAGACUGAUUGGAGUGAGGACUAAGGGAUCAGAGAAGCAAGGAAAGGUAUCCAAGCUGGCGAAGGCCGAGAUUCUUAUGCUGAACAUUGGGUCAAUGUCGACUGGAGCUCGGGUGCUUGCUGUGAAGAAUGAUCUUGCGAAGCUGCAGCUGACAUCACCGGUGUGUACCAGCAAGGGAGAGAAGAUAGCCCUGAGUCGAAGAGUGGAGAAGCACUGGCGCUUGAUUGGAUGGGGCAUGAUUCAGGCUGGAGCGACGCUGGAGGUUCCCCCCAGCCCACUUUGAGUGAGUGAGAAGGAAAGAAAGAGUAAGUUAGAGACCGAGGGAGACAGGCAGAGAAAGCGUUUAAGAAACAGAAACCAAGGUUUUUUUUGCAGAAGAUGUGGAGGGGAAGAGAAUUGCUUGGAACAAUUUUCGUUAGGUGGAGGAGAAAACAUGUUGAUUGAUCUUGUUUGGUAUCUCAUUUUUUGCAUAUCACUCACAGUUUUGUGCACAUGCCAAUUCAAGUAUUCAACCAAUGCUUUACGCCCAGGCCCAGGUUAUGUUCUUGCAUUGCUUCUUUACGGAUAACAGUAGCUUCUGGAAUGUUGACACCA